AUGGAGAAGUUUGACAUCGCCGUCAUUGGAGCCGGGAUUGCGGGAAUCACCGCGGCCCGCGACCUCAGCAAGAAGGGCUUUUCGGUGGUCCUACUCGAAGCGCGAGACAGAGUGGGCGGCCGAACCUAUCUAGAAAAGGGCCUUGGGGACGAGAUCGAGCUCGGUGGUGCCUAUGUGCACUGGACCCAGCCGCAUGUGUGGCACGAACUGCAAAAGCAUGCCAUCGGGCUGUUGCCUCCCCUCCCCAGCAUCAAGGCUUACUGGAUGGCGGAUGGGAAAAUUCAUUCUGGGACGGAGGAGGAAUACUACGAGAUCCUCGGCCCCGCGAUGGCGCAGCUCUUCGCCGACGCCCGCGCGCGCUUCCCGCUGCCUUGGAUGAUCAACACUGUGGACAACUGCGACAUAGAACGCGAAAGCAUCGAGGACCGCAUCAACUCGUUGGGGCUUGACUCCUAUCAUCGGGAUGUCCUCGAGGGAGCCUUGGCUGGCGUGGUUCACAAAUAUAAGGACCACGGCAUUGCACAGCUGCUUCGCAAUGUGGCAACCUACUUCGGUGAUUACAAAGCCUUCUUCGAGACGGCAAGCUUCUGGGCCAUUGAAGGGGGCACUAAAUCCCUCAUCGACGCUAUUCUGUCCGAAUCGACCGCUGAGCUCCGCCUCUCGACCCCCGUCAGCACUAUACAGGAUCAUGGCUCGAAGGUAUCGAUUACCACGUGUGCCGGCCAGAAGAUCCUGGUGCGUGCAGCAAUUGUUGCAGUGCCCGUUGGCACUCUCGGCGAUAUCAAAAUCUCGCCUAGCCUCCCCCAUGCUGCGAGCUCUAUGGUCGCGGAAAGGAACCCCGUCAUGGCAAGCAAAAUCUGGGCUCGAGUGCGAGGCCAGAUCGAGCCCUUUACUGGGUUCGCCCCCGCUGGCAAACACUCCCUCAACGCAGUCCGGACGGAGCGCUACCAUAAUGGCGACACGCUCAUCAUGUGUAUUUGCUCGGACGCGGCCACAAUCCGCGCCGAUGACCAAAAGGCCGUGCAGGCUGCGUUGCGAAAAUUCAUUCCUGGCAUCGAAGUGGUCGAUACCGCCUCCUACAGCUGGGCCGAAGAUGAAUUCUCGAAGGGCGGCUGGAUGAUGCACCGGCCCGGGCAUAUAACCGGUGGCGCAGUUCAAAUCCGCCAGGGUCAUGGUUGCAUUCGCUUUUGCGGCAGUGACAUUGCAGCCCUCGAGACCGGCGCUAUCGAGGGUGCCAUGGAGUCUGCUGCUGCUGCUGCUCGCGACACUGCUGCUGCGCUGUCCGUUGCAAACACGAGAAGCUCUUGCCUGUAA
This is a messenger RNA of Penicillium samsonianum, 1314 nucleotides long. RefSeq names its product flavin monoamine oxidase family protein. The transcript has a single exon. Gene Ontology annotation, molecular function: oxidoreductase activity. Bases 1 to 1314 code for a protein of 437 amino acids. NCBI's taxonomy places the organism in Eukaryota, Fungi, Ascomycota, Eurotiomycetes, Eurotiales, Aspergillaceae. The record is from RefSeq and is a predicted model, not a curated record.